Messenger RNA from Orbicella faveolata, 1230 nucleotides. RefSeq names its product serine/arginine-rich splicing factor 10-like. Gene Ontology annotation, molecular function: RNA binding. NCBI's taxonomy places the organism in Eukaryota, Metazoa, Cnidaria, Anthozoa, Scleractinia, Merulinidae. The record is from RefSeq and is a predicted model, not a curated record.
UAAUAUUUCGUUUUGCAGCGUGGUUUUGGACAAGAAAGGCGGAAAGAUGUCUCGGUAUUCAAGACCCCCGAACAGUUCACUUUAUGUAAGAAACUUACAUCAUGAGACCAGACCUGAAGAUCUUCGACGUCUGUUUGGCAAAUAUGGCCGCAUAACCGAUGUCUACAUUCCCCUGGACUACUACACGAGGGAGUCUCGCGGAUUUGCUUAUGUACAAUUUGAAGAUAUUCGUGAUGCUGAGGAUGCCCAUUACUACUUGGACAGAGUUGUGUUACAUGGAAGGGAACUAGAAGUUCAGUUUGCAGAGGGAGACAGAAAGACACCGUCACAGAUGCGCAGCAAAGAAAAGAGAGAUACCCAUGGUGGGGGUGGUGGUUACAGUAGUAGCAGGAGAGAUUAUCAAGAUGAAGGAUAUAGUCGUCGCUCCCGUAGUCGAAGUCCAAGACGUCGUCGUCGUCGAUCCCACUCUCGAUCCAGAUCACGCUCUCCCAGGCGUCGUGAACGCACCACUCGUGGUGAACGAAGCCGUGAUAGUCACCGAGACACCAGGAGAGAAAGGGAACGGGAACGAACACGCUCACCCUCACGGUCACGCUCAGCAUCACCCGCGCGAUCAGCGUCACGGUCACGCUCCGGUUCACCAGCAGCAGAGUUCAGUGAUAAAGAAGAGGAACAGGGUGGUGGACAAAGUCGCUCAGCUAGCCCCAACUGAGUUGUGCGACACUGAGAAAUUGUCCCUUCCAAUGUUGUCAACUGGAGCGCACGUAAAGUGCAUAUAGUUCAAACAUACUUCAAGAAAGAAAAAAAGACAUUUUACUUACACAAACGCUUCAGGGCUUGAGUGUUUUUAGAGUUGUUAAGUGUAAUGUUGUUCAAGUACUGUGUUGGAGAAUUAUUUGUGUGGGGAGUAGAAAACACCGCUUUAAUCAGCAAUCCUACACGUCAGUAUGCGGAAAAAAGAACCCACAAACUAAAAUUUUGUUAGUAUUAAAUUGAUGAAGUUUGCUUCAAUCGUUCUAAAGUAAUUCGUUGUUGUAGGGGCAUGAGUGAAGUGAAGUGAAAAAGUAAACCGAAGUAAAUAGGUUACUUUUUUCCCUUUUCUGUUUCGCUGGUUAAUUUUUAGCGUUUUUCUUCGCCCGUACCACCACACUUUGGAACCCUGUGUGUCGAAAGAAUGUUAACUUUUAUCUUUAUGUUGAGGAAUAAAUGUUUCAUAAUUGUUUUAAAAUC